UUUUUCUCCCAAGAAUGAAAUUGGGCUUUUUCAUUAUUCAAUAAUGAAAUUCCUCUUAUUAUUGUUAGCAAGUCUGCUUGUGGCUUCUCAGCCAAUUGAGUCCGCUAGCUUUGAAAGUACUUAUAGUUCAAGCUUGGAAUACGCUGCAUUCACUUAUGCACCAAAUCCUUCUCCAACCUAUGCUAAUUCAAAUCAAAAGGCUAACACUACUGCGUACUAUGCUCCUCAUUAUACCGAGCUUAGUCAUUUAGUUGGUGAUUUAUCUUCAACAACUUGGGGUACUUAUAACCCAAAUGAUACUGCUACUGCUACUGAUUCGGAAAAUCCUUAUGGGGACUAUGCUUAUUCUCAACUUUGGUCCCUGGCAAGUCUUCAAAACUAUACUUAUUUUGGUCUUUAUAGUACUACUGUCGAACCUACUGCAGUUCCAACCGAAUCACUUGUUUUGCCCCCUCCUGAUGCUUUCAAAUUUGAUGAUUCUCUUAAAUUCCCUGAAGAUCUUCAUUUUGGGGUUGCUGGUUCAGCUGCUCAAAUCGAAGGUGCAAUUACUUAUGGUAAAGGACCUACUAUUCAAGAUAAGUUGAUUCCUGAUGCAAGACCAAAAGAUUACGUCACUAAUGAAAAUUAUUUCUUAUAUAAACAAGAUAUCGUUCGUUUGGCCGCUAUGGGGGUUAAAACUUAUAGUUUUUCCAUCCCAUGGGCACGUAUAUUACCAUUCACUCUUCCUGGUACUCCAGUCAAUCAAGAAGCUCUUGAUCAUUACGAUGAUUUGAUCAAUACUUGUUUGGAAAACGGUAUUACUCCAAUGGCUACAUUAACCCAUUUUGAUUCUCCUUAUGGUUUUGUUGAAGGCACUAAUUUCACCGCCAAAUCUGCUCUUUUCAAAAACGGUGGUUAUUCUAGCUCUUACAAAAAUGUUUCUUUCGAAGAUGCCUUUGUUCAUUACGGGAAAAUUAUUCUUACUCAUUAUGCUGAUAGGGUUCCCCUUUGGGUUGGGUUCAAUGAACCAUUGUUAUACUCAAAUGAUCCUGCAAGUAUCAAAACAGUGGUAAAAUCUACCGCAAGACUUCAUAAAUUUUAUCAUGAAGAAAUCCAAGGUAAAGGUAAAUUCGGUAUUAAAUUUAACCUUAGUCUUGGUGUUCCUCGCAAUACCUCUAAUCCUGAAGAUGUUGCUGCUGCUGAUCGUUAUAAUGCUUUCUACGUGCAAAGUUUUGGUAACCCAUUAUUCUUGGGUGAAGAUUAUCCACAAGCUUGGAAAGAUACUUUUGCUAAUUAUUCUAACUUCCUUUUCACUGAAGAUGAAUUGAAAGAAGUCAAAGGCGGUUCUGAUUUUGUUGGGGUUGAUCCAUAUACAUAUGGCUCCAUUGUUGCUCCAAAAGAAGGUAUUGAAGCUUGUCAAAAUGAUCCAGACCAUAAAUUAUGGCCUUUCUGUGCAAACGUCACUCAAGUAAGAGAAGAUAAUUGGAAGAUUGGAUACAGAUCUCAAUCUUACGUCUAUAUUACCCCAAAUCAAAUAAGAGAAAAUUUGAAUUAUUUAUGGAAAACUUUCAAAACCCCAGUUGCAGUAACUGAAAUUGGUUUCCCUGAGUGGAGAGAAGGCGAGAAAGAAUUGGGUGACCAAUUAUAUGAUUUGGGAAGAUCAGUCUAUUAUCGUUCUUACUUUGAUGCUAUCUUGAAAGCCAUCCAUGAAGACGGAGUCAAAGUUGACAUCGUCACUAUGUGGUCUUUCGCAGACAAUUGGGAGUUUGGUGAUUACGAACAACAAUUUGGUUUACAAGUUGUUAACAGAACGACCCAAGAAAGAUAUUACAAAAAGAGUUUCUUCGAUUCUAUCAAAUACUACGAAGAAAGAAGUUAGUAUUUUUCACUUUUUAAUUCUUCAUCGUUUUUUUUAUACCCAUAUUUCGGUUUCAACAUUAUUUAGCUACGAUUUAAAUAAAAGUUUGGUAGUCUC
Messenger RNA from Hyphopichia burtonii NRRL Y-1933, 1954 nucleotides. Its product is annotated as glycoside hydrolase family 1 protein. Gene Ontology annotation, molecular function: beta-glucosidase activity. The coding region runs from base 44 to 1858 and encodes 604 amino acids. Lineage: Eukaryota; Fungi; Ascomycota; Pichiomycetes; Serinales; Debaryomycetaceae. The record is from RefSeq and is a predicted model, not a curated record. Gene Ontology annotation, biological process: carbohydrate metabolic process. The transcript has a single exon.